Molecule: messenger RNA, 876 nt
Organism: Ustilago hordei
Lineage: Eukaryota; Fungi; Basidiomycota; Ustilaginomycetes; Ustilaginales; Ustilaginaceae
Product: putative transposase
Exons: 3
Coding region: 1-876 (291 amino acids)
Molecular function (GO): nucleic acid binding
Source: RefSeq, a predicted model, not a curated record
AUGGGGAAUCUACCCAUUCAGUUGCCAAGCAACUUGGUCAAAGGGGGGCCAGCCAAGAAAACUCCAGCCUCAUCAUGUUUGCUUCCUGGAUCACUAUUUCAAGCUCAAUUCAACCUCCACAGUCAGGAAAGCAUGUCAUGCACUGCAGGAGAUGUUUCAAAUCAAAGCAUGCCCAACCACACACGAAGGUUAGUGAAAAAACUGAAGCUACUCAAGAGACAUUACAAAGCCCAUUUCAAAUUUGCUAAUGAGCACAAGGACAUGACUGUUGAGGAUUGGAAGAAUGUGGUAUGGUCUGAUGAGACAAAGAUCAACUUCUUUGGACUGGAUGGUAAGCAGUUCUGUUGGAUUAAGAAUGCUGGCUUCAACAGCAAGCUUGUCAGGCCAACAGUCAAGUUUGGCAGCAGCUCCAUCAUGAUCUGGGGCUGUAUGACAUGGGAAGGGGUGGGAGGUAUGUGCUUGGUGCUGGGUUCAAUGAAUUCAGACCAAUACAUUGAUAUCUUGAAUGACAAGCUUUUGAAAACAAUCUCAGAUUUGCAGCUUCAGCAUGCAUACACUGACAUCAUGUUUCAGCAAGACAAUGACCUGAAACACAUGUCAAAGAAGACAAUAACGUGGUUGGAAAGCAAUAGCAUUAAGGUUAUGCAAUGGCUGGCACAGUUGCCAGACUUAAACCCAAUUGAACACCUCUGGCACCAUCCCAAAAUGCAACUUUCACAGUAUAGUAUGAUUGCAAAGUCCAGGGAUGAACUGCUCAAGAGAUGUGAAGCUGAAUGGACAGAGAUCACUCCAGAGACAUGUAGGAUGCUAAUAGAGAGCAUGCCAGACCACAUCAAGGUGGUUCUGAAGGCCAAAGGAGGGAAUACAAAGUACUAA